Clupea harengus (Atlantic herring) is the source of this 3986-nucleotide messenger RNA. RefSeq names its product diacylglycerol kinase, zeta b (gene dgkzb). Gene Ontology annotation, molecular function: ATP-dependent diacylglycerol kinase activity; protein binding. Gene Ontology annotation, cellular component: glutamatergic synapse; plasma membrane. Gene Ontology annotation, biological process: phospholipase C-activating G protein-coupled receptor signaling pathway. The record is from RefSeq and is a predicted model, not a curated record. NCBI's taxonomy places the organism in Eukaryota, Metazoa, Chordata, Actinopteri, Clupeiformes, Clupeidae.
GGGCUGUGAGGUGCUGCUGCAGUGCGUCGUGUGCCACCAACAUGGACACGUUUUUCAGACGGCAUUUUAAGAGGAACCCGGGCGAGCAGCCCGAGGAGGACUUUGGCAGGCUCAGGCGGCCAAGCGUCGCCUUGGCAACCGGCCGCGCUCGUCGGCGGUCCAGCGUGGGCCUGCCCUCAUCCGUCCUCAUGCAGAGACGGCGUUCCAGUGUGCAGCUGCAGGGGGGCGUCCUCACCCCAAGGGGGCGCUGUCCUGUGCCCACUCGCCCCUACAAAGGAGGCAGUAGCCGCCGCCGCUCUAGCACCACCAACCCCGGCGUCAAUCCUCGCUUCGCCGUGCGCCGCAAGCAGGCGGGAAAGAUGCGCAGCAUCGACACACACCUGCUGGGGCCUUCCAUGCUGCUGGCCAGCCUCAUCCAGAUGAGCGAAGAGGAGGGCGGCCGACAGGCGCCCGCGACCGAGCAGCAGGUGGAGCUGAAGGUCAGCCAAGGCCUGCGGGGGGACAGCGACAGCGAAAGCUCAGGUUCUAUCAGCCAAUCAGAGGACAGCCCUGGCUCGGAGGUGGAGGUGUCUGACCGGGAGUUUGAGGACACGUUGGCGUGGAAACGGAGGGAGAGCCAGCCCCUGGCCACGCUGAUGGAGUGCGUGUCGUCACGGCCACUGAUACGCACGCCGCGGUGCCUGCGACGCAACUCCUCUCUCAUUGUGACCGCAGGUUACCAUGGCAGCCAGUGUAGACAGCGCCGCGUCUCCACCAUCGCCAAAGCAGGGAGCCCGUGGCCUGGGCGGGGCCUGCCGUUGCAGAGUCGCCGCAGAUCUGGGUGCCAUGGCAACAUGGGCCCUCUGCUGGGGGGCUGCUAUGACCCGCGUCAGGAGUCAUGGAGGGGGUUCCUCUCGAAAGCCAUUGCCAAGUCUGGCCAACACCUGACCCAGGGUUGCGCCACUCUUCCUGCCAAGAGCAGCACCACUCAGGAGAUCUGCAACGUCGUAGACUGGAGCGAGAACGCUACGUAUGGCCAGCACGUCUGGUUUGAGAGCAGUGUGACAGGGGACUUCUGCUAUGUAGGAGAGCAGUACUGCUUUGCCAAGUCCUUGCAAAAAUCUAUGGCUCGCUAUAAAUGUGCUGCUUGCAAAAUUGCAGUUCACGUAGACUGCAUGGAGCAGUUAGAAAAGAUUAACUUCAGGUGUAAACCAUCCUUCAGAGACCCAGGGACUAGAAACAUUCGAGAGCCUAGUGUGGUCCGUCAUCACUGGGUCCACCGGAGACGACAAGACGGGAAGUGUAGGCAGUGUGGCCGGGGGUUUCAGCAGAAGUUUGCCUUUCACAGUAAAGAGAUUGUUGCCAUCAGUUGCUCUUGGUGUAAACAGGCGUACCAUAAUAAAGUGAGCUGUUUCAUGCUGCAGCAGAUUGAGGAGCCGUGUUCCCUGGGGGCUCAUGCCGCCGUCAUUGUGCCUCCAACCUGGGUAGUCCGCAUCCGCAAGGCUUCCUUAAAAGCAAGCAAGAAGAAAAAGAGGUCGGUGAAGUCCAAGGCCAUUAAGAAGGGAGUAGAGGAAGGGAAAUGGAGACACUUCAUCAUCAAGCCCAUCCCCUCCCAGCAUAUGAAGCCACUGAUUGUGUUCGUGAACCCAAAGAGUGGAGGGAAUCAGGGCACCAAAAUCAUUCGAUCUUUCAUGUGGUAUUUGAACCCUCGCCAAGUGUUUGACCUGAGUCUGGGCGGGCCCAAGGAUGGGUUGGAGAUGUACCGGAAAGUGCCCAACCUGCGAGUUCUGGCUUGUGGAGGAGAUGGAACUGUGGGAUGGAUCCUGUCAGUGCUGGACCAGCUCCAGAUCAGCCCUCCCGUGGCCAUCCUGCCGUUAGGAACCGGCAACGAUCUGGCCAGAACCCUCAACUGGGGAGGGGGCUACACAGACGAGCCGGUGUCAAAGAUCCUCUCCCACGUGGAGGACGGGAACGUCGUUCAGCUGGACCGCUGGAACCUUCAGGUGGAGCCCAACCUGGAGGCCAGUCAGGAGAAGGAGGACGAGCAUCAGACACACAAGCUUCCUAUUGACGUCUUCAACAACUACUUUAGCCUGGGCUUUGACGCUAAUGUGACCUUGGAGUUCCAUGAGUCUCGAGAGGCCAACCCAGAGAAGUUUAACAGUCGUUUUCGGAAUAAGAUGUUCUAUGCAGGAACGGCCUUCUCAGACUUCCUGAUGCGCAGCUCCAAAGACCUCACAAAGCACAUCCAAGUGGUGUGUGAUGGUACCGAUCUCACCAGUAAAAUCCAGGACCUCAAACUCCAGUGUCUCUUGUUCCUUAACAUUCCCAGGUACUGUGCGGGCACCAUGCCCUGGGGUCACCCGAGCGAGCACCACGACUUCGACCCCCAGAGGCACGACGACGGCUGCGUAGAAGUGAUCGGCUUCACCAUGACCUCUCUGGCCACGCUCCAGGUGGGGGGGCACGGCGAGAGGCUGUGCCAGUGCCGGGAGGCCGUCCUCACCACCUCCAAGCCCAUCCCUAUGCAGGUGGACGGGGAGCCGUGCAAGCUUGCCGCGUCCAUCAUCACCAUCUCGCUCAGGAAUCAGGCCAACUUGGUGCAGAAGACCAAAAGGAGGAUCUCACUUCCUCAACUCAAUGACCAGCAGCCCAUUCCUGAGACGCUUCAGAUCCAAGUAAGCCGCAUCAGUAUGCACGACUACGAGGCCCUGCAUUACCACAAAGACAAGCUCAAGGAGGCCUCCAUCCCUCUGGGUAUCAUCACCGUCCCAGGAGACAGCGACCUCGAGGUCUGUCGCUCUCACAUCGAGAGUCUUCAGGAGGGGGUAGACAGCAUGAAGUCAGACGCGGUGUUUUCCCAGAAGCUCUCCCCAAAAUGGUGCUUCCUUGACUCUACGACGGCAGACCGAUUCUACAGGAUAGAUCGCGCUCAGGAACAUUUAAACUACAUCACGGAGAUAUCUCAGGACGAACUCUUCAUCCUCGACCCAGAGCUGGUCACCAAGGAGACCGUAGGCACCUCUCCCGGAAUGCCUAAUUUGGUCGAUUCCUGCGGGGGGGAGAGUUCCAACAGGGCGGAUCAGUUUGCCUUCCCCUCCACCCCCUGCGCAGGCGCCACUGUAGGGCAAAGGUGUGCGGCCACUGCGGCGGUCAGCCAGCGCAAGCGCACGUCCAGCGACAGCUCCGUGGCUCAAUCCCACGGCGACCCCUCGGGUGACUCCAAGGUCGGCCUGUGCAGGAGGGGAGCUAAAAUAGUCAAUGUUCAUCGGUCUAACACCACAGAGGCUUUAUUCAAACACAUGGACAGCCCUGACUGUGACAGCGCUGACAAAGAGAUGAUGGAGUUGCUCAUUGAAUGUAUCAGAGCCAACGACAUUGAAAAGCUCAAGGAGAUUCAUACACACGGGGCAACUCUGAUGGAGCAGGACGCCUCCGGCCGCACCCUCCUGCACCACGCAGUAACCGCCGGCAACAUCGACAUUGUCAAGUUCAUCACAGAGAACGCCCCGACAGGCAUACUGGACAUCACUGAGAAGGAAACGGGCCAGACGGCUCUUCACAAAGCUGCAGCUCUGAACCAGAAGACCGUCUGCCAUUACCUGGUGGAGGCUGGGGCCUCACUCACCAAGACAGACCUACAGGGUGAGACCCCCCUAGAGAAGACCUCAGACCAGGAGCUGGCCGACUACCUGGAGGAGCACGAGCAACAGGAGAAGGAGGACCAGGAGACGACCGUGUGAACGACCCCUCGCACACACACACAGACACACACACACACACACAGACACACAGACACAACCCAGGACUGACUGAAGGAGGACCAGAAGACCUGGAGCAGCAGAGUUUCACCAGGCCAGAGUCUGCCCAACCCAAGGGUGCCUCUUGUCAAAGACACACACACACAAGGACUGAUUCUCCAUCCACACGAGACCUGUCUACCAUAUACACACUAACACACACACACACGUACAGACACACACACACACACACACACACACACACAC